AUGAGGAAAGAUACCAUGUCUUCAUUCAGAACCAAGACAUUGAAUCUAAAGACUUUUGCCAUUGCUCAGCAGAGCAACAGCAGAAAGCUUGUACUUGUUUAUGAGCCUCUUUUCUUCCAACUUUUUUUUUUCUUCCAAAGGUGUUCAAGCAACAUAAAAGCAGAAAAUCUAACACAGAUCUCUGAAUUUCAUCUCCUGGGCUUCUCAGAGGACCCAGACAUGCAGCCUGUCCUCUUUGGACUGUUCCUGUUUAUGUACCUGCUCACAGUGCUUGGGAACCUGCUCAUCAUCCUGGUUGUCAGCUCUGACUCCCACCUCCACACCCCCAUGUACUUCUUCCUCUCCAACCUGUCCUUGGCUGACAUCUGUUCAGUCUCCACCACAAUACCAAAAAUGAUUGUGGACAUCGUAACUCACAGCAGGGUCAUCUCCUAUGUGGGCUGCCUCACACAGAUGUCUCUGUUUAUUAUAUUUAUAUGUAUGGAUGAUAUGCUUCUGACUGUGAUGGCCUAUGACCGGUUUGUGGCCAUCUGUCACCCCCUGCAGUAUCCAGUCAUUAUGAAUACUCGACACUGUGGCGUCUUAGUUCUGCUGUCUUUUUUGUUUAGUCUCUUGGACUCUCAGCUCCACAAUUUGACUGUUUUACAAUUUACCUACCUCAAGGAUGUGCUCAUUUCCAAUUUCUUCUGUAACCCUGCUCAACUCCUUAAUCUUGACUCUUCUGAAAACUUUUUCAGCAACAUUUUAAAGUAUAUUAUUGCUGUGUUAUUUGGACUUUUUCCCAUCUCAGGGAUAUUUUUAUCUUACUAUAAAAUUAUUUAUUCCAUUCUGAGAAUCCCAUCACCAGGAGGGAAGUUUAAAGCCUUCUCCACCUGUGGAACUCAUCUCUCAGUUGUUGGCUUAUUUUAUGGAACAAGCAUUGGUGUGUACUUUGGUUCAUCUGUAUCACAAUCUCCCACAUCUUGUUUGGUGGCCUCUGUCAUUUACACCUUGGUCACCCCAAUGCUAAAUCCAUUCAUCUACAGCCUGAAGAACAGGGACAUCAAAAUUAGCUUGAGCAGACUCCACUGUAGAAAAUUGUAA
Molecule: messenger RNA, 1083 nt
Organism: Fukomys damarensis (Damara mole-rat)
Lineage: Eukaryota; Metazoa; Chordata; Mammalia; Rodentia; Bathyergidae
Product: putative gustatory receptor clone PTE01
Exons: 2
Coding region: 1-1083 (360 amino acids)
Biological process (GO): G protein-coupled receptor signaling pathway
Cellular component (GO): membrane
Molecular function (GO): G protein-coupled receptor activity; olfactory receptor activity
Source: RefSeq, a predicted model, not a curated record